Aphanomyces invadans is the source of this 843-nucleotide messenger RNA. RefSeq lists its product as hypothetical. The record is from RefSeq and is a predicted model, not a curated record. NCBI's taxonomy places the organism in Eukaryota, Oomycota, Saprolegniomycetes, Saprolegniales, Verrucalvaceae. Bases 266 to 805 code for a protein of 179 amino acids. The transcript is spliced from 4 exons.
CGUUGCCGUUUUAUGCGGUCGUGGUCGGCCUGGUGAGCUCGCCGCAUCCAGGACGCCAGGGUCGACCGCAACGUGGCGCUCGCACACCUACUGGCCCUCCACCACGGCUCGGCGCCCUCGCGCACCACAACUGGAGACCCAGCCGCCGCCAUCCUGUCGCCAAAUCCAACGGAAUUGUUCUGAUUGGUUUCUGUUCCACGGCCAACGGUGGCGAAAUUGAACUUGCCACGGUCGACAAAGUGCGCGCCACGACCUCGACACGACCAUGAAUGCUCUCGACGUGAUCGCAAACGUCAUGGCGCUGUACAACUCGGAGACACAGGAUAUCGACUCGAUCGUCGACGCGCACUACCACCCUGACGCGGUCUUUUCCGACCCGAUCGUGAAAGUCCAUGGCCGCGACAACAUUGCCGCGCAGUUUCGCGUCCUGCCCUACGUGUUUCAAAGCUGUGGCACCUCCGUCCUACAUCGUUCCAUCGCGGGCACUCGCAUCCUCACCGUAGACAGUGUCUUGUCCGCGACGUUCAAGUUCCUUCCCAAGUACUUUGGAUGCUCCUUUCGCAUGUUUACCGUGCUCGAAGUGAAAGACGUCAAGAUCGUCCAGCACACCGACUUCUGGGACGUCCAGUCCGUCGUGGAAAACGUGCCGGUGAUCUCGUCGGUAUAUCCCAAGAUGCGCCGCGUCCUCGGGUACUCGUCCACGAAGGUGGUCAAGAUUUUGUCGCCAAGGCCAUUGCCGGCCAUGCCCGCCGAGUUGUUGCAGCUGGAAGAGUCCAAGACGGACGACAGCGCGGCCGCCGUGUAGCCCGUGCUCUUUUCCCCAACAUGAACCCUCGAUUCCCA